GUUUGCGAUAUUGAGGCGUUGAGGCCAAUAUCCGGUUGAUUCGAUUCAAGUGCCAAAAAUAAUUCAAUAAAUUUUGUUGAACUCUUCCCCCGUGUUUGUCCGCUCGUGUGUGGUGUUUUAAACACAAUUUGGCCAAAGUGCUGAGCGUGUUCGUGUUUCCCACUUAACAUUACGCUCUUCCGUAUCCUGUCUGAGAGUGCCAGUGGGGUAGGGAGUGUUGCCGACGUUCGCGCGUGUGUCUGUUUUAAACACGGAAAACACUUUUACGCAGAUAAGGACAGGAGGACUGGAGGACUGGAGGACAGGACAGCAUCGCAUCGAGUGCAGAGAUCUGUGCAAAAUGCAGAAACAAGCAACGAGCAGCAGGCCAUGCGUGGAAAUAAAUUAAUCUUUUAUGCUUAAACAAAUCCGUGUUUUUCCGUCGAGCGAGAAACAGCAUUGAACGGAGCACAAUCGUACGGAGUCAGCAGUAUAGCAGGAGGAUAUACGGAUUCCCCGAUGAUAGCCAACCUGGUCAACGUCAUUAGCAGCAUCGCCAUCGAGAUGGACUCGGGCAUGAACACGGACCAGCAUAAGACUCUUGACAUUGACGCGGGGUCGGGACUGAACGUCACGCAGGCUCUCUGGGAGCUGGCCGUGGCAACGGCCACUGGGAUGCCGCCCCUCAUCGAGGGCCUUGACAAUGGAAGCGUGCCGGUGACCGAGACCCCCUAUGUGCCCUACGGCAGGCGGCCGGAGACCUACAUUGUGCCCAUCCUCUUUGCCCUGAUCUUUGUGGUCGGCGUCCUGGGCAAUGGGACACUGAUUGUGGUCUUCCUUAGCGUGCGGCAGAUGCGGAAUGUUCCAAACACCUAUAUACUUUCGCUGGCCCUGGCGGAUCUGUUGGUCAUCAUCACCACAGUGCCACUGGCAUCCACCAUCUACACCGUGGAGUACUGGCCUUAUGGCAGCUUCUUGUGCAGUCUGUCGGAGUUCAUGAAGGAUGUAUCGAUUGGGGUGUCGGUGUUCACACUGACAGCCCUCUCGGGCGAUCGGUACUUUGCCAUUGUCGAUCCAUUGCGAAAGUUUCAUGCUCAUGGAGGCGGUCGCCGGGCCACACGCAUGACCUUGGCCAUAGCGGUUUCCAUUUGGCUGUUGGCCAUCAUCUGCGGUCUCCCAGCCCUCAUCGGAAGCAAUCUCAAGGCACGUUUUGCUCUAAUAAUCCGAAAACUAGUCGUUAAACUAAUUUCAUUCUUGCCACUCUUGCAGUAUCUUGGCAUCAACCAGGAAAAGUCGAUUGUCAUCUGUUAUCCGUAUCCGGAUGCUUGGGGCGCUAACUACGCCAAGACAAUGGUCCUGUUGCACUUCCUGGUCUACUAUGCCAUACCAUUGGUGAUUAUAGCGGUUUUCUAUGUGUUGAUUGCCCUCCACUUGAUGUACACGGCGAGUGUUCCUGGCGAGAUGCAAGGAGCUGUCAGACAGGUUCGAGCGCGUCGCAAAGUCGCUGUGACUGUGCUGGCAUUCGUUGUCAUCUUUGGCAUUUGCUUUCUGCCGUACCACGUCUUCUUCCUCUGGUUCUACUACUGGCCCACUGCCCAGGAGGAUUACAAUGCAUUCUGGCAUGUCCUGCGCAUCGCCGCUUACUGCAUGUCCUUCGCCAACAGCUGUGCCAACCCGGUGGCCCUCUACUUCGUGAGCGGCGCCUUUCGCAAGCAUUUCAAUAGAUAUCUGUUUUGUCGCGGCGCGAACGGACGCCGCAAGAAGCGGAACCAAGCGAACGACACCUUCUGCAUGCACCGGGACACCUCGCUGACCAGCACCGCUUCGAAGCGCUAUCAGUCGCGACAUUCCUGCUAUCAGAGCACCAUCCGCAGCUCCCGACUGCAGGAGACAACGAUAGCCAUGCUGCCAAAUGGGCCCCAGGGCCAGAAUGGCGCCCCAAUUUCAGCCGUAGACCUAGCCGCUUGCCAGAAUGAGGCGACGCGGGGCAACGAUUGUUUGCCACUGAACGAGUACGGCCCGCGGACCAGGCCGCCACUAAGGCAGCAGCAGUCUCUAUUGAAUUAAGACGGCAGCCCAAAGCUGCCCCAAAAAAACUAGUCUUUAAGGGAGUUUACAGGAAGGCAAGUCAGGCAGGAUCCUCCGAAUCACCCGACUUGCGGAGGAACAAAAUAAGCUAACCAAAAAUUAGAAAAUACACAUUUAAGCUGAGAUUAAUUUUGCUUUAAAUUCUGUUCUAUUUUUUAUAGCGCACUCUCAUUAAAGUAUAUGUACGCUAGGCUCCCAAACUGUUUCCAAGCCACAAAAAACUUUAUUGAUCCCAAAACGUUUUAAUGGAAAACUUGCACUUAAACAAAGUUGGUGACCCCCCCCCCCCC
This is a messenger RNA of Drosophila miranda, 2357 nucleotides long. RefSeq names its product neuropeptide CCHamide-1 receptor. Bases 499 to 2046 code for a protein of 515 amino acids. Gene Ontology annotation, biological process: G protein-coupled receptor signaling pathway. The transcript is spliced from 8 exons. Gene Ontology annotation, cellular component: membrane. The record is from RefSeq and is a predicted model, not a curated record. NCBI's taxonomy places the organism in Eukaryota, Metazoa, Arthropoda, Insecta, Diptera, Drosophilidae. Gene Ontology annotation, molecular function: G protein-coupled receptor activity.